CUCUCAUCCACUUCUCUCACCUCCUUCUCCUCAGGAAUCAGGUGCACCUGUGACCCCGAGCCAUGUCCUGCUGCAAGCCCUGCGACCCUUGCUGCCAGCCCUGCGGCCCCUGCCCGCUGGGCAGCAGCUGCAAUGAGUGCUGUGUCAGGCAGUGCCAGGAUUCCCACGUGGCCAUCCAGCCCUCGGCUGUUGUGGUGACCCUGCCCGGCCCCAUCCUCAGCUCCUUCCCACAGAACACCGCCGUGGGAUCCUCCACCUCCGCUGCCGUUGGCAGCAUCCUCAGCUGUGGUGGCGUGCCCAUCAACUCUGGGGGCUUUGACAUCUCCUGCAUCACCAACUGCUAUGGUGGCAGCAGAUGUCGUCCCUGCUAAUUCUGCUGGCAACACCCUUGGGCAAGAACUUUCACAACCUUAGGACUUGGUUCUGAACAGGACAUAGAGCUUUGGGACAUUGUAAUUAGAGUUUCCAGCCAUUGUUCUCUCCUUCUCUCCUUUUGCUCCUUCUUUUGCUGUCCAUGUCUUCUGAAGCCAGUUCAGUGGACCCCUGUUUCUCUCCCUUCCCUCUGCAGGCCAAGCAGAGGGACAGCCCCACUGCAUCUCAGUGGCUCCUCCUGGUGCCCUCUCUGAGCCACUCUGAGUAUUUUUUUCCUCUACACUCAAUAAAGCUG
Pseudopodoces humilis (Tibetan ground-tit) is the source of this 667-nucleotide messenger RNA. Lineage: Eukaryota; Metazoa; Chordata; Aves; Passeriformes; Paridae. The record is from RefSeq and is a predicted model, not a curated record.